AUGGGGGACUGGAAUUUCCUUGGAGGCAUUCUGGAGGAAGUUCACAUCCACUCCACCAUGAUUGGAAAGAUGUGGCUCACCAUCCUGUUCGUAUUUCGAAUGCUUGUUCUGGGUGUAGCAGCUGAAGAUGUCUGGAAUGAUGAGCAGUCUGGCUUCAUCUGUAACACAGAACAACCCGGCUGCAGAAAUGUAUGCUAUGAUCAGGCUUUUCCUAUCUCCCUCAUUAGAUACUGGGUUUUGCAGGUGAUAUUUGUGUCUUCACCGUCCCUGGCGUACAUGGGCCAUGCUUUGUACCGACUGAGAGUUCUGGAGAAGGAAAGGCAGAUGAAGAAAUCUCAACUGAGAGGUGAACUGGAGCAGGUAGAGCUUGAAAUGCCUGGUGAUCGGAGGAGAUUGGAGCAAGAACUGUGUCAGCUGGAGCAAAGGAAACUAAAUAAAGCUCCACUCAGAGGAACCUUGCUUUGCACUUAUGUGAUACACAUUUUCACUCGCUCUGUUUUUGAAGUUGGGUUCAUGAUUGGACAGUAUCUUUUAUAUGGAUUUCAUUUAGAGCCUCUAUUUAAAUGCCAUGGCCACCCGUGUCCAAAUAUAAUUGAUUGUUUUGUCUCAAGACCCACAGAAAAGACGAUAUUCCUGUUAUUUAUGCAAUCCAUAGCUACGGUUUCACUUUUCUUAAAUGUUCUAGAAAUUUUCCAUCUAGGUUUUAAAAAGAUUAAAAGAGGGCUUUGGGGACAAUAUCAAUUGAAGGAUGAACAUAAUGAAUUUUGUACCACGUCAAAACAAAACCUUGCCAAAUAUCAAAACACAUCUGCAAAUUCACUGAAACGACUCUCUUCUGCACCUGAUUACAGUCUGUUAGUGGAAAAGCAAACACACACAGCAGCGUACCCUAGUUUAAAUCCACCCACAUUUCAGACAAAUCCUGCUAAUUACAGUGGAAAUGAUGACAAAGGCAUUUUGGAUGAACAGGAAGCUCUACUUUCUGAGAUGUGCACACUUAGUACUACCUGUGGUCAUCUUCAAAAUGUCAACUCAAGUAAUAAAGAAGACACUUAUAAAAUAACUGGAAAAGAAGUUAAUGGUAACCAGUUGAGGGGAAAAAGAGAAAUUGAUGGCAAAGACAGCAAAAGGAACCACUACUCUAAAGGUCACUGUUCUAUUCCAGGCAAUGCUGUAGAUCUCAACAACCACACCGGCCAGUCAUCCCAAACAGCUUUCUCUCUGCCUGCUAACUGCACCUGGAAACCAAAGUGGCUUCGUGCUACGUGGGGUCCCUCUGCAGAAAAUGAAAACCAGGCAUUACCUCCUAAAGGUAACCUUAAGGGCCAGCUCAGAGAGAGCACAAUCGGAACCCUUCUUCCUUCACCGGGAGACUUCCAACCACUUGACCUUAUAGACACUCCUGAUUCUUUGGGAGGGUUGUCCUUUGAAUCCGAGUUGGUCAGAACCUGCAGUAACCCUACUGCUUGUCCUCCAAAUCAUUUAGUGUCUCUGACAAACAACCUCAUCAGUAGGCGGGCUCCCACAGACCUUCAGAUCUGAACAACAGUUGGCUUUUAGACAUUCUAUAUUAUCAUAGAAGUAGCCUAGUGAUGGUGGAGCAC
Molecule: messenger RNA, 1604 nt
Organism: Hippopotamus amphibius kiboko
Lineage: Eukaryota; Metazoa; Chordata; Mammalia; Artiodactyla; Hippopotamidae
Gene: GJA9
Product: gap junction protein alpha 9
Exons: 1
Coding region: 1-1542 (513 amino acids)
Biological process (GO): cell communication
Cellular component (GO): connexin complex
Source: RefSeq, a predicted model, not a curated record